AUGGCAUGCGUGCUCCUCUUCUGUCGACUUUUCCCCUUCUCACAUCGGCUCACGGGGACGUCCAUUUGCCUGCUCUCUCUGUUUCUCUCCUAUUUGUGCUACUGUGCGAUAUUCCCCAGCGGAACCGUCAUGCAGAAGCCCGGUGAUGUGGCCACCAGCUGUCAGCGAGCCGACGGACCCAAGCGGCGUCUCCAGAAGUCCAUCUCCUGUCUUUUACCAGCAGACGCCAACCCGAGCAGGGUGGACAGAGCACCGCGGCACAAAUCCAACCAAAGGCGUCCUUCAACCCCUCAGGUCGUCAGGAAUGACACGCCCAGUCCUCCCAUGAGUCAUUUAAAGUUUGGUCAUAAAAAGUUACCGAAGGCGAUCAUAGUCGGUGUGAAGAAAGGAGGAACGAGAGCUGUUCUGGAGUUCAUAAGAAUUCAUCCGGAUGUGCGAGCGGCUGGAACCGAAACGCACUUCUUUGACAGGAAUUACGAUCGAGGCCUUGAGUGGUACAGAAGUUUAAUGCCAAGGACCCUUGAAAGCCAAAUCACGAUGGAGAAGACACCGAGCUACUUUGUGACCAAAGAGACUCCCCGCCGGAUCUCUGCUAUGUCCCAAGAUACCAAGCUCAUCGUGGUGGUGCGUGACCCCGUCACCCGAGCGAUAUCAGAUUACACUCAGACUUUAUCCAAAACCCCCGACCUGCCGAGCUUUCAGGAGCUGGCCUUCAGAAACCAGAGCCUGGGCAUGGUGGACAUGUCCUGGAACGCCAUUCGGAUCGGCCUGUACGCCUUGCACCUGGAAAACUGGCUUCGCUACUUCCCUUUGACUCAGAUCCACUUUGUGAGCGGCGAGCGGCUCAUCACAGACCCGGCUGGUGAGUUGGCCCGGGUGCAGGACUUCCUUGGGUUAAAGCGCAUCGUCACCGACAAACACUUUUAUUUCAACCGCACCAAGGGCUUCCCUUGCCUUAAGAAGCCGGAGAGCAGCGGCUCUCCCCGCUGCCUGGGCAAGUCAAAAGGCAGAACUCACGUACAGAUAGACAGAGAUGCAAUUGAGCAACUGCGAGACUUUUAUAGACCUUAUAAUGUCAAAUUCUAUGAAAUGGUGGGGCAUGAUUUUAAGUGGGAAUAG
Menidia menidia (Atlantic silverside) is the source of this 1119-nucleotide messenger RNA. The record is from the annotation of a GenBank genome assembly. NCBI's taxonomy places the organism in Eukaryota, Metazoa, Chordata, Actinopteri, Atheriniformes, Atherinopsidae.